GUGUGAAGCUAUUAUGUGCAAAACAGCAGGGAGCUGGAGAGAUGGUUCAGGGGUUAAGAGCACUGGCUGAUCUUCUGAGGUCUCAGUUCGAUUCCCAGCAGCCAUGUGGUGACUCUCAACCAUCUAUCAUAGAAUCUGAUGCCUUCUGUCAUGCAUGCCAUACAUGUAAAUAGAGCACUCAUAUCCAUAAAUAAAUCAGUUUUUAAAAACAGCAUGAAAUAGACGUGUCAUAGGAAACCUUGCAUUCCUCCUGUGUAGACCAGGAAAGACUGCAUGGAGAGAAGGAGCCAGAUUCUAGUAUUUGAAGGGAAGAAGGCACAUGGUUGUGAGCUGCUGUGUGGGUGCCCAGACUAAAAACCAGGUCCUCUGAAAGAGAAGUUGGGGAGACACAGAGGCUCCGAGAAGCAUCCGUCAUGGAUCACAGUGUAUCAAGCUGACCUGACUCUGGGUUGCCUGUUCCCUUCUGAUGGUCAAGGAGAUCUGUUAUAUUCACUAUGUGAACACCACUGAUGCGAUCAUGACAGGAAGUAUGACCUCAUUCUGCAGUCUUGUCUCUAGUUGGAGAAGGCUGAUACUGAAAGUAAACAAGGGCCGUGAGACUAACUCUCCCAAGAAUGACAAGCUAUUCUAUUCUGGGAAACAACUCAAAGAUCGAGAGGCCGCUGAAGACCAAACUGCGCUGUGGAUGCCUACUCAUGGCAGGGGCAUGCGCAGCUUCCACCUGAAGGGAAGACGGGAUUCCCUUUGGGAAGUAACUUCUCACCCGUUGACAUUCUGAUGGGAUUUUUUUCAGCUGAAGAACGGCUUGGUCCAGCUCUCUGCACUGCCAACCACAGGGAAGUUUCGCAUUUCAGUAAUCUGCCUGUCAUUUAUCAGUUGGAAGAAGAGCCUUGGGACUCCCUGUGGAGGAAUAUAACACUCAAACUUAAGGAACGAGACAAUGAAAAAUAGAAUUCAAAGUCUUUGAAGUAGGCAGCAACCUCACCGAAGUCCCACAAUCUGGACUGCUUCUCUAAUCCUACAUCUCUGUACUAUUUCGAAAAAAAAAUCUGUGAAGUUUGAACAAGCGGCCUUCUCAAGAUGUACCGAGUCCCGCAACUGAUGUCGACACCAGUAGCAAAUUCUUCCAGAUCAGGAGGAGGACCUUCUGGAAAGUUGUCCCCCACACGCCUUUUCCCAAGCUUUACUUGUGACUUCCUGGAUGGAGAGCGUUCUUUUGAAUGCUGCUCCAUAGACCCCCUGACAGGCUCCUACUAUAUCUGCCGCAGAAGCCCCCGACUCCUAACCAAUGGCUACUACAUUUGGACUGAGGACAGUUUCCUCUGUGACCCAGAUGGCCACAUCACACUGAAUCCCUCUCACACCAGUGUGAUGUACAAGGAGAACUUAGUUAGAAUAUUUAGAAAGAAAAGGAGAACCCACCGUUCUCUUUCUUCAGUCUUGGACCCCCGCGCCUCGAAGUCUUGGCUGCAUGCAAGUAUCUUUGGAGAUGUUGGUUCACUCCCAAGUGAGGAUCUCUGGCUGGAGGGAAUCAGGAGCCUUGGAAGUGAUCUAGACUGUUCUUCUCUGAGUGAUGGCUGGGAGUCUCAGAAGCCAAUCACAGACACAUCAGAAUCCUCUUCUACUGGCCACCUCCUGCUUCAGCCUCUCGGAGAAAGCUCCCAGAGUUCCUCUCUUCAGCUUCAGAUGAAAACAUCAGGACAUUUCGAAAAGAACAUGUUGGUGCAUUCAAGAGCUGGUUUGAUGCAUAAGCUCUCCUUUCAGGCAAUCCUCCUAGCCAUGUGCUUAAUCAUUUCUGCAUGCACAAGAUGGUUUGUGGGAGGAGAAUUAACCAGCAUCUUUACAUGUGCUUUGCUGAUCACAAUAGCUUAUGUUGUAAAGUCACUGUUUCUCAACCUUGCCAGCUAUUUCAAAGCCACCACCUGUGCUAGAUUUGACAGCACUUGAGGAAUACAUGUGAUGAAUGUCCUCCAUCUGGGAACAGUAAUUUGGAGUCUUCUUGGAAUCAACCACUUUAUUGAAAGGGAAUGGAUAACAGAAAAGUUAAUGUUGUUUUCUUUUAAAAAAAAAAACUCUAAUCUCCACAUGUAAUAGUAAUUGGUUCAUGACAAUAAUAUUAAUUUUCCUUUCUUUCAAAAACACUGUCAGCUAAAAAGGACAGGACAAGGGAAAAUAACAGAGGACAGACCACUUGGAGUAAUGCUCCCUGGUUGUCUCUAAUACAGUGGACCUCAAACAUUUAUUUUGAAUAGAGAAUUCUGUGAGAGGCUCGAACCAUGAAUAUCUCAUGUCGCCAUCAUGCAGCUAUGCCUUGCUAACCUACUUUAACUAAACAGCUUAUAUUAUUCAUAAAAGACACAUAGGAAAUAGACACAGUUUGUACAUACAAUACAAUAAAUGUAUGCAUUUGAAAAUGUACAUUGAUUUUGGAUGGUGAAAAUAGGUGCUAUGGUUUGCCUCCAGAUGUCUAUGUGUUGAAACUUUGAUUGUCAGUGUGGCAAUGUUAAGAGGUGGUAGACCUUUUAAGAAACAGGGCCAGUGAGAUAUCCUUACAUCUGAGAGAACUUCCCUCAGUAUAAAUGGUCAGUCCCUCAAUCUGUCUCUGGCUUUCUGUCCAGCUAUAUGAUCACUUCCUCCCAUAUCCACCAUGUGACGUGAUGCUAUCCCUUUUCAUCACUCAGUAUUCUGCCUUGGAUAUUUUAUUAUAGUAACAGGAAAUAGGCUAAGAGGAAGGCAGACAUUGAUGGGAAAUGAGCAGGGAGAGCCAUUCCUUGGAUUAUGAAUUCUUCUUUUGUACAAUUUUCCUUACUAGGUUUUUUGUUUUAAUUUCUGGGGAAUAAUGGUCAUCUUUUAUUUAUGUUGUGAUGAAAAUAUGAUAAGUAAAAUUUCUUUAAGUUCAAAAUGAAGGAAAAAUUGGUGUUUUAAAGCACAUGAAAAAGGUAAAGCUGUAGAGUGGGCUGAAAGACAUUGAGUAUUCUUGCCUCUCACCAGGAACUUUCAAAUAUAGCCUGCUAAGGAUGCUCCAUGGUAAGAAACGUCUGUAUAUAAAACUACAUACUUUAAAAUUAAUAACAAAUUAAUCCCUUUUACAUCUACAAUGGUUAGCAUUCAUUGUCAACAUGACUAUAUUUAGUAUUACCCAUGAGACUCAAUUCUAGGUCUGUCUACAUAAUUGUCUCUAGAAAGGUUGAAGAGAGAAGACUUACCCUGAAUUUGGGUACCAAUAUAUCCUGUGAGCAGAAUAAAAAGAAUAAAAAUGUCCUUGACAGAAUAAAAAAGAGGAAGGAAAUAAGAGAGCUGAGCACCAGCACUCAUCUUUCUCUCUCUUUUUUUGACUGUGGACACAAUGUGACCAUUUAUUCAGGUUCUGGCGCCUUGUUUUCUUAUCAUGGACUGUAUCCCCUUAAACCUUGAGUCAAAUAAACCUUCCAUUCCUUAA
Molecule: messenger RNA, 3439 nt
Organism: Rattus norvegicus (Norway rat)
Lineage: Eukaryota; Metazoa; Chordata; Mammalia; Rodentia; Muridae
Gene: Tmem71
Product: transmembrane protein 71
Source: RefSeq, a predicted model, not a curated record